UUUCUUUUAAAUUAUAAAAACUUUAGCAUUUAAACAACAAAAUAUUUUAUUUUACUCUUUUUUUUUGAAUAUGGAAGCAUUUUGUGUUAAUAAAAAUACUCCUUUAUUUGAUACCGAAAGUCUUAAAAAUGGAAAUUCAAGUACAAUACCGAGAGUUUCUGAAUGUUAUCAACAAACUACACUUUAUGCUCUUCCUGCUUUUUUCUUGCUAAUUUUUUCACCUCUUGUUAUUUAUGAUUUUAAAAAAAGUACAAAAGGGCCGUUGUUAAGACGAACACCGACAACUUUGAGAAUUUUUUUGUGUGGAUUUCUUCUUAUUAAUGUUCUCAUACAAAUUGUUUAUUUCUCUGCCACAUUUACUUGGAAUCAAAACUUAAAUCCUUCUUCAAAUGGAGCAUUGCCAAUUUUUAAAUUUCUAGCACUUCUUUUGUUGGAUAUUUCUUUAUUUUUGGCUCUAAUUUUGUUGUUGGGAUGUCGCCGUUUUGGACUAGCAACUUCUGGUGUAUUAUUUAAUUAUUGGCUUUUAUUAGCUGUUUGUGGAAUUCCUCGAUUUCGUGAAUCUGUUGAAUUAUGGUUUGGAGAGAAUGGAAGGGAUAAUAAGGAUUAUUUUGCCGCUUUACUUUUUAUUCUUUAUUAUGUUGUUGUUGUAAAAAUAUUGUUUAUUUCUUGCUUUGCAGACCAUUCUAGAACUGAUGAAAUUAAUUCAAAAACUUGUCCAGAACCUUCCGUUUCUUUUUUAAAUAGAAUUCUUUUUAUUUGGUUUGAUGGUAUUGCUCGGCUUGGAAAUAUGAGAGCUUUAGUUAUUGAUGAUUUAUGGAAUCUUCCUGAACGGGAUAAAUCAAAACAUUUGACCAAAAAAUUUGAAAGGAUUCGAGAAAAACAAUUUAAAUCAUAUAAUCAACAAAAAAUCAAAAAAGUAAAAACUCCUCUUUUGAAGAAAAAUCAAAAUGGAAUUGAAGAGACUGAAUUAUUGGAGACAAAUGGUUAUAAACCUGAAUAUUCUACAAAUAAAAAUGAAUUUAAAGAGAACUCUUCACCUCCAUCGUUAAUUUGGGCUUUAUUCCUAACCUUUAAAUUUUCUUUGUUCGGUGCAAUAUUUUACAAAAUAAUUCACGAUUUAUUGCAAUUUGCACCUCCAAAAUUGUUGGAUUUACUUUUACAAUUUAUUGAAACGCCCGAAGCUAAUAUUUGGAAUGGAAUUGGAAUUGCUGUUUGCAUGUUUUUGUUAAAUUUUAUUCAAUCGAUGUUUAUUCAUCAAUAUUUCCAUAUAAUGUUUCGUAUUGGUAUGAAUGUUCGGUCAAUACUUACUUCCGCAAUUUAUAAAAAGGCUCUUCUACUUUCUAGUAAUGCACGAACAAAACGAACAAUUGGCGAAAUUGUUAAUUUAAUGACGGUUGACAUUCAAAGAUUUCAAGAUAUGGCUUCUUGGAUUAAUUUUAUGUGGUCAGCCCCCUUUCAAGUUCUAUUAUCUCUUUAUUUUCUCUUUCAACUUUUGGGUAUUUCUGUAUUGGCUGGACUUAUUUGUUUAAUUACUUUUAUUCCAAUAAAUGCAAAAUUGUCUUUAGCUAUGAGAAAAUAUCAACAAAAACAAAUGACAUUAAAAGAUGAAAGAUUGAAAUUAAUGAAUGAAAUAUUGAAUGGAAUUAAAGUAUUUAAACUUUAUGCUUGGGAAGAGAGUAUUGAGGAUAGGAUUCUUGGAAUCCGUAAAAAAGAAUUACAACUUCUUCGUCGUAUUGCUUAUGUAAAUGCAAUUUCUUCGAUAACCUGGUCUUGUGCUCCAUUUUUGGUUGCUGUUUCAACAUUUUUUGCUUAUUUACUGUUAGAUCCAGCCAAUAAUGUUUUAACUCCGAGAAUUACUUUUGUUGCUUUAUCUUAUUUUAACAUUCUUCGUUUUCCACUUGCUAUGUUUCCAAUGAUUGGUUCUCAAGCAGUUCAAUGUAAUGUUAGCAAUAAACGAUUGAAAACGUUUUUGGCUGAAGAUGAACUUGAACCUUUACCUUCAAACAAUUCUUUUGGAGAUUCUUCCCUUUCAAUUUCUUUGCGAAAUGCUAGUUUUUCUUGGAGUGAAGAAGAACCAUUGUUUUUGAAAAAUCUUAAUAUUGAAAUUAAACGAGGUUCUUUGGUUGCCGUAGUUGGAAGAAUUGGAUCAGGCAAAAGUAGUUUGUUGUCAGCAAUUCUUGGUGAAAUGUAUUGUAAAUCUGGAACUGUUGAAAUUGAUGGACAAAUUGCUUAUGUUCCUCAACAGGCUUGGAUACAAAACAUGUCUCUCAGAGAAAAUAUUCUUUUUGGAAAUACUUUGAAUAAGCAAUCGUAUGAUGUUGUUAUUGACGCAUGUUCUUUACAGCAAGAUUUGGAUUCUCUUCCUGGGGGUGAUUCUAUAGAAAUUGGAGAAAAACAAAGAAUUAGUCUUGCAAGAGCUGCUUAUUUGGAUCGUGAUAUUUAUUUUUUAGACGAUCCAUUAUCUGCUGUUGAUUCUCAUGUUGGGAAGCAUAUUUUUGAUAAAUUAAUAGGAUCUAAAAAUGGUUUAUUGAAAACAAAAACUCGUGUUUUGGUCACACAUGGUCUUUCUUUUCUUAAAUAUUGUGAUCAAAUUAUUGUUGUUAAAGAUGGACAAGUAACAGAAUCGGGAUCUUAUCACGAUUUACUCAAAUCCUCUGGCGAACUUUCUGAAAUUAUUGAGGAAUAUGUAUUGAAGCAGCAAUCUGCCACUAAUGUAAACGAAGAGCCAGACGAUGAAAUAUUGGAUGUUUUAGAUGAAUUGGAAAAAAUCCACCCUGAAAAAUCACUUCCAAGAUUGUCGGCUAGAAGAGUAACUUCAGAAAGUGAAACUUCUGCUAAAGCAGUAAUGCCUCAACAAAAAGAGUCAACUACAACAAUUCCUCAAAAGAAGCUAAUAACAAAAAUAAUAGAAAAAGAGGAAGUAUUUACUGGAAAAGUUAAAUUUGGAGUCUAUUUGGAAUAUUUGCGAGCAGUUGGAUUGAUAUCUUUGACUUUCUUUCUUUGUAUUUAUUUGUUGUCAAGUUUACUUGGUAUUGCUACCAAUCUUUGGCUUGCUAAAUGGUCUGAUCAGGCAGAAAAGAUCCAAAAAGGAACUUCUUCUUUUUCUACUGAGACAAAAUCAAAUUUACUCAUUUACACUUCGCUUGGAAUAGCACAAGCAUUCACAGUUGCAUUUGGCUCAGUUAUUAUGUCCAUUGGAAUGAUAAAAGCAAGCCGAAAAUUACAUCAAACAAUGUUGAAGAGUGUACUUCGUUCUCCAAUGUCUUGGUUCGAUAUCACUCCGCUUGGUCGUAUAAUGAAUAGAUUUGGAAAGGAUGUUGACAGUUUGGAUAGCGAAAUUCCUCGUUCGUUUACUUCAUUUCUCAGAACUUUACUUGCAUCAGCUGAAACGCUAGCAAUGAUUUCUUAUGCGACUCCUCAAUUUAUGUUGUGUGUUGCGCCCCUUGCCAUCUUUUAUGGAUUAGUGCUUCGUUAUUAUGUAAGUACCUCGCGUCAAUUAAAACGUCUAGAAUCAACAACUCGAUCACCAAUUUAUUCGCAUUUCCAGGCAAGAAACUUUUUUUUAAACUUUUUUUUUCAAAAAUUUUUUUUUAGGAGUCUGUACAAGGUGCUAGCUCAAUUCGUGCUUACAAUUGCGUUGAACGAUUUUCGAUUGAAUCUCAAAAACGUGUGGAUAAUAAUAUGGUCAUUUAUUUCUCUUCUAUUGUGGCAAAUAGUUCGUUUGGAAUUAGUUGGCAAUUUUAUUGUAUUUUUCUCUGCAUUUUCUGCUGUUUUAUUCCGCCAUACUGAUCAUGUAACUGCUGGAUUAGUUGGACUUUCUGUUUCUUAUGCUCUUUCUGUUACUCAAGUAUUAAAUUGGGCUGUUAGAAUGGCCUCUGAAUUGGAAACAAAUAUUGUUUCAGUUGAAAGAAUCAAGGAAUAUAAAGAAACACCAACUGAAGCAUCUUUGGAAACUCCGUCAGAAGUUUUUAAAGAAAAGAAAGGAGAAGAAUUUUGGCCAGAAAAUGGGGAAAUUUUAAUUGAUAAUUUAGCUAUUCGAUAUCGGCAAAAUUUGGAUUUGGUAUUAAAAGAUGUUAAUGCACAUAUUUUGCCUCAUGAAAAAAUUGGAAUUGUUGGAAGGACUGGAGCUGGGAAAAGUUCUCUCGUUCUUGCUUUAUUUCGUUUGGUAGAACCUGCUUCUGGUAAAAUUAUUAUUGAUGGAAUUGAUAUAUCAAAACUUGGUCUUAAACAAUUACGUUCUCGUCUUACAAUAGAUCCAGUACUUUUUUCUGGAACUUUUCGUGAAAAUUUAGACCCUUUUGGUCACCAUUCUGACGAUGGUAUUUGGACAGCAUUAAAACUUACACAUUUGGAUGAAUUUGUUAAUACAUUACCGAAUAAAUUGGAUUAUAAAAUUAGUGAAGGGGGUACAAAUUUAAGUGUUGGUCAACGUCAAUUAAUUUGUUUAGCUCGUGCUGUUCUUCGCCGAUCAAAAAUUCUUGUUUUAGACGAGGCAGCUGCCUCUGUAGAUCUUGAAACGGAUCAUUUAAUUCAACAAACAAUUCGUCGUCAAUUUGUUGAUUGUACAGUUCUCACAAUUGCUCACAGACUUCAUUCUGUAAUUGAUUCUACAAGAAUUUUAGUUUUUAGUGAAGGCCGGGUUGCUGAAUUUGAUACUCCAAUUAAUUUAUUUGCUAGACAAGAUUCUCUGUUUCGGGCUCUUUGUUUAGAUGCUGGUAUUAAUAGUAUUGAUGAUGUGAAAAAUGGAAAUAAUGAUAUUAAAGAAGAAGAAAAUAAUGAAGAAAAGAAACAGAAUUGA
Molecule: messenger RNA, 4798 nt
Organism: Meloidogyne enterolobii
Lineage: Eukaryota; Metazoa; Nematoda; Chromadorea; Rhabditida; Meloidogynidae
Source: the annotation of a GenBank genome assembly